Molecule: messenger RNA, 1878 nt
Organism: Nothobranchius furzeri (turquoise killifish)
Lineage: Eukaryota; Metazoa; Chordata; Actinopteri; Cyprinodontiformes; Nothobranchiidae
Gene: c9
Product: complement component 9
Biological process (GO): complement activation
Cellular component (GO): membrane attack complex
Molecular function (GO): protein binding
Source: RefSeq, a predicted model, not a curated record
GGUUCCAAACAGCUUCAUGAUGAGGACCGACAUCACAGUACAGCUGAGCAUCUGUGCCCUGUGCCUGUCUCUGACAGCUUUUGAUGGACUUCUGUUACUACAACUUCCUGACCCAUCACCUAUAGAUUGUGUAUGGAGCCGCUGGUCAGGGUGGACUUCCUGUGAUCCCUGCACAAACACCAGGAGGCGUUCUCGGGGUAUAGAGAUCUUUGGCCAGUUUGGGGGUGAAGCCUGCGCUGGAUCGAUAGGUGAAAGGGAGUUCUGCCAAACUUCAGAUCUGUGUUUGCAGCCAACGCCGAGUCUUUGCUCAGACUCAGAGUUCCAGUGUGGUACAGAAUUGAAAACAUGCAUCAAAGCGCGAUUAGAGUGCAAUGGGGACUAUGACUGUGAAGACGGGUCAGAUGAGGACUGUGACCCUGUGCGUAGACCUUGCGGCAAUCUUCUACUUGAGAACAAUGAGCAAGGCCGGACAGCAGGAUAUGGAAUCAACAUCUUGGGUGCGGCUCCUCGAAUGAACCCCUUCUUCAAUGAUUACUUCAACGGGAGAUGUGAUAAAGUGAGAAAUCCAAACACUGGGAAGUAUGACAGGCUUCCCUGGAAUAUUGGUGUGCUCAAUUAUGAGACUCUGGUGGAGGAAACAGUCUCCAAAGAAAUCUAUGAGAACACACACACCCUCCUAAAGGAGAUUCUACAAGAAUCCACUUUUUCAAUUGAUGCUGGACUUUCCUUCAAACUCUCUCCGAGUGAGCAGUCCAUGUCCAAUAUGUCUGUGGGUGGUGAAGUGGGGGCUGAAUAUUCAAGGACAAAUAUGAUUAAGAAAGUUGAAGAGUACACAACUAUUAAGAACAAGAGCUUUAUGAAGGUGAAGGGCAAAGUGCAGAUGAGUACCUACAGGAUGCGUUCCCGUGAACUCAAAGUUGCUGAGGAAUUCCUCCUUCACGUCAAGUCUUUGCCUCUCGAUUAUGAGAAGGGUAUUUAUUUUGCCUUCCUGGAGGACUACGGAACGCACUACACCAAAAAUGGGAAGUCCGGUGGCCAAUAUGAGUUGAUCUAUGUUCUUAACCAGGACACCAUCAAACAAAAAAAUAUUACCGAGAGAAGCCUUCAAAAUUGUGUCAAAGUAGGGAUCUCUGUGAAUGUUGGGGUUCCGGAUGCAGCAAAUGCUGAAGCACAUGUAAAACCUAAAUACUGCGACAAAUUUAAUCCCAAAGAUACAGAGAUUUCUGAUGGAAAGGCAAUGGUGGACAAAGUGAUGACCUCAGUGAGAGGUGGAACUCUUUUAGCUGCUAGCGCUAUGAAGACUCAGCUGAACACGGAGGGGACCAUGUCCCUUAAAACUUAUCAGGAUUGGGCGCAUUCCAUCACCGAGGAACCUGCGCUGCUUUACAGUGAGCCCGAGCCCAUCUACAUGUUGGUGCCACUAGAUCUUCCAAGUGCGAACACCAGGAUAUCAAACCUUAAGAGGGCCAUUGAAGAAUAUGUGGCUGAGUAUAACAAGUGCAAGUGCAAGCCCUGUCAGAAUGGAGGCACGUUGGCCCUGCUGGAUGGGAAAUGCAUUUGUAUGUGCCCUAACCUGUUUGAAGGUCAAGCCUGCCAGAACUUUAAGAGUGACAAAGCCAAAAGUCCAGCAAGCAGACCUGCUGUUAUUCAGGUGGGUAACUGGUCCUGCUGGUCAGCCUGGUCCUCUUGUAGUGGAGGGAAACGUACGAGGUCUCGCAGGUGCAACAUGGACGGACUCACUGAUGCUUCCUGCAGAGGAGACACAACCAGUGAAGGAUACUGCUAAUAAAGCAAGAAAACAACUAUCUAGCAAGCAUGGUUCUUUGUGGGUAAUCACUCUGUUGAAUGUACAAAAAUAAAAAAACAGCAGAAUCAGAA